CUCUCUCUCUCCUCCCUCUCUCUAAGAUCUCUCUCACUGAUCACGACGAAAUAACGAAUCGUAACUCGUGAUGAUCUGAUACCACUGUGAGCUUUUGAGCCAUUUAUAUAAAUAUAUAUGUAUUUAUAUAUAGAUAAGGGAAGAUCUAUUUACAAGCCAGUUACUUGUCCCCACGACCUUUGAGGAUCUCUCUCUUCUCCUGUUAAUGUUGCUCGCCAAUUAUUGAGUGGUUUGCAGGAAAAUGGCAACUUUAGUUGAGCCUCCGAACGGAAUUAGGCAACGGGGGAAGCAUUAUUACUCAAUGUGGCAGACAUUGUUUGAGGUUGACAUCAAGUACGUACCAAUCAAACCCAUAGGGAGAGGGGCAUAUGGUGUAGUGUGCUCGUCAAUCAAUAGGGAAACGAAUGAGAAAGUUGCAAUCAAGAAGAUCAAUAAUGUGUUUGAGAACCGCAUUGAUGCGUUGAGGACUCUGAGGGAGUUGAAGCUUCUUAAACAUAUCCGGCACGAGAAUGUGAUUGCUCUGAAGGAUGUUAUGAUGCCUAUCCACAGGACAAGCUUCAAGGACGUGUAUUUCGUUUAUGAGCUCAUGGAUACGGAUCUUCAUCAAAUUAUAAAGUCCUCACAACCACUUUCCAGUGACCAUUGCAAAUACUUUCUGUUUCAGUUACUUCGAGGGCUCAAGUAUCUUCAUUCAGCAAACAUCCUUCACCGGGACUUGAAGCCUGGGAACCUGCUCAUCAAUGCUAACUGCGACUUGAAAAUAUGUGACUUUGGGUUGGCUCGAACCAGCGGAGGUAGUGGCCAGUUCAUGACAGAGUAUGUUGUCACUCGCUGGUAUCGUGCACCGGAGCUGCUAUUGUGCUGUGACAAUUAUGGAACAUCCAUUGACGUCUGGUCCGUAGGAUGCAUCUUUGCUGAAAUUCUUGGCCGGAAGCCAAUCUUCCCUGGAACUGAAUGCCUCAACCAACUAAAACUAAUUAUCAAUGUUCUUGGUAGCCAGCAGGAACCUGACCUUGCAUUCAUUGACAACCCAAAAGCCAGGAAGUACAUCAAAUCAUUGCCCUAUUCUAGAGGGACACAUUUGUCCCGUUUAUACCCUCAAGCUGAUCCUUUAGCUAUAGACUUGUUGCAAAGGAUGCUUGUGUUUGAUCCAACUAAGAGAAUCUCCGUCACAGAAGCACUCCAACACCCUUACAUGUCAGGGCUAUACGAUCCGAGAUCCAAUCCUCUUGCCCAGGUUCCCAUCAGUCUCGACAUAGAUGAGAAUAUGGAGGAACCAAUGAUUAGGGAGAUGAUGUGGAACGAGAUGCUUCACUACCAUCCAGAAGCUGCUCAGAUGCUUCACUAUUAUCCAGAAGCGUCUUUUGUGCAUGCCUAGGUAAACUUUCAAAAGGCUUUCCUGUUUCUUUGUGCAAUGUGUUUAUUAAUUAUAGAAAACCUUGCAUUAGAGAAACGUAUUGUUGGUCUAUCGUGUAACUCUGUGUAUUUUUACGCUUGUUAUUUGUAGUCUACGGCUAUGAAUCUGUAUUACGGAUAAUGCAUGUAAGACAUUCCUGAUUAUAACCAAGGGAAUUGAAUAAAGACGCGUCCAUUUUUAUUCCA
Molecule: messenger RNA, 1602 nt
Organism: Malus domestica (apple)
Lineage: Eukaryota; Viridiplantae; Streptophyta; Magnoliopsida; Rosales; Rosaceae
Product: mitogen-activated protein kinase 7
Biological process (GO): protein phosphorylation; intracellular signal transduction
Cellular component (GO): nucleus; cytoplasm
Molecular function (GO): ATP binding; MAP kinase activity
Source: RefSeq, a predicted model, not a curated record